CGACAAUCAAUCGCCCCCUACAGAGAGUGGCCAAAAUGACAUUCCGAAGAAAACAUUUAUGACGUCAUCACGUCGGGCAACCUCACAGCUACUUUACGGUAGAAUUACAGACGUUGGAGAGAAUACAUUUGUCAUUUGUUACGUUAUAGUAUUACGAGCAGACUGACUAAAACGACGCAAAUUGCACGGUGUGAUCACAAUGGAGAAUGGUGAUGGAGGGGAAACGUGUGAGCUCAAGGCGGGCCGUCAAACACAGCAAUUGUGUCGCUUCUUUUCUCAAGGAAGACGCUGCAACUUUGGGGCCAAGUGCAGAUAUUUACACAUAAGAGUGGAUUCUAGAUCUGAUCAGAAAGAUGCGAUCACUACUCCUUGCCAGCCUGGCAUCCAAUACCUCCCCUCUGCGGGUCAAGAAGAGGAAGGGGAUGUGGAAGUCCACACUGCCAAGCCCAAGGCAUCCUCAGGAGCUGGACGUCGUACCUGCCGCUACUUUUUGUCAGGGCACUGCACGAUGGAGGACAGGUGUCGCUUCUGGCAUCCACCGCAGUUCCUCUCAGUGGGGGACCACGCAGAAUCGGCAGAGCAGACCAACUUCGCGCAAAGGAGAGCACCCGCGCCUCGGCCAAACGUGGUCCAGGAGGUCAAACUGUGUGAGUUGACAGAGGACGUUGCUGCACAGCUACGGGACACGGAGAUCAAGCAGCUGAAGAGGCGUUUUCCCAAAGACCAUCUUAUAAUUCAAGAGCGAAGCGAUGGCAAGGUUACGUAUUACAGGGCCACUGUUGAAGCCACUGAUCCAGACUGGCCUUUUGAUUUGAAAGAAAUUGACAUCAUGGUGAGCUUCCCUAAUGCUUAUCCACAAGAGAUUUUCACCCUUGAUAUUCCACUGGAUCAAGAGCUGCCCCUAGUGAUGGGAAGGCACGUGCAGCAAGCAUCACUAGAGUGGCUCCAGGCGAAGCACGCCACCAACCAACUCCUCGGGAAAGUGGAGUUGCUCUUCCGGCCUUUUCUCCGCUGGCUCGAUCGCAGUUUGGAGAAACUGUUCACGGAGGGAGCCAGACAGUUGAAAAAGGAUCUUGAUUUAGAAAAAGCUGGGUUGCAAUUCAUACCAUACCAGGAUCUACAGGCAACAAUGUGUGAAAAAAACAAUCAUAAAUUGGACACCAACUCUGAUGCUGUGAAUGACGAAGAGAAGGUCGGCGACGAAGUGAAAAACUCAGAAGGCAACAUAGAAGAAGGGGGGGCCCCGGGUUGUGAUGAAGAGCAAAGCGAGGAUGAGGACGCCACUCACCUAGUGGAAAACAUUAAGAUCAGCGAGGUCCGCAGAGGCACAGAAGUGAGGCUGCUUGGGCUCACGCUGGGAGAGAACACAGCCACUGUAGUGGGCCACAACAUCACUGUUUGUCUUCAAUGCAACAGGUGUAAGGUGAUUGCAGACUUGACGCUGAGUGGGAAGACUGCCUGCGCAGCUCAGUGUGAGAAAUGCAGUGCGACAGUCGGCGCCGCAUUCAGACCCUCCAUGCUGCACCACUACAGUGACGUGUUGGGGUACCUGGACCUCCAAAACGCUGUUCCCUCUGACCUGGUGCUUCAAGACUGCCGCCUCAUUGUGGGCUGCCUCAGCUGUUCCCAGGAGAGCUCUGUCCAGAACCUUUGUUACGGUCAAACAAAGGAGGUCAAUUGUGAAAGCUGCCAUGGCAAGCUAAGUCUGUUGGCCGAGAGUGCCAGAUUCCAGUACAUUCAGCCACGCAGAGACAAAACAGGUCCAAGUGCUUCUACUGUUAAUUUGAAGACGGUAAGAGAUCCAGCUGUUCAAAAGGGGAAGCCACUACCAGAAAAAGGAGCAUGCAAGCAUUACAAGCAGAGCCAUCGCUGGCUCAGGUUUCCGUGUUGCGGCCGGGCUUACCCUUGCGACGUGUGCCACGAUGAGGACCAGGACCAUCCCAUGGAGCUCGCCAGCAGGAUGAUUUGUGGCUUCUGUGCCAAAGAGCAGCCGUACAGCAACGGGAAGCCUUGCGUCAAUUGUGGCAGCAUGAUGACCAGAGGUCCUCACACCAGCCACUGGGAGGGAGGACUGGGCUGCCGAAGCAAAGUCAAAAUGUCCAGAAAUGAUCGGCAGAAGUACGCCAACACCAACAAGACGAUUUCCAAGAAGGCCAGUGAAAAGAAGUAGCUUGAUUUGUGUCACCGUCAUUUCUUGUGUAUAAUGCGCCCCCCCCCCCCCUCCCAAAAUAGUCAAAAGUCAACAGUGCGCACUAUACAUGGGUAUAGGGGCAAAUGUAAAAAAACGUUCACAUUUUAUAAAUGUAUGCCGCCAUCUAGUGGUUAUGAAAAUGCUGUAUACUUACAUUCUAAAAUGCCACCGACACAUAGUGGUUAUAAAAAAGGUGCAGCCUACACUUUCAUUCCAAUAUGACAGUGGUACGUAUGACUGCAUAUAUGUACAGUUCUGCUCAUAAGUUUACAUACCCUGGCAGAAUUUGUGAAAUAUUUGUUUUAAUAUGACUGAUGACUAAUCAACAACUAUCAUUAAUUUCUUUAUGAUUAUGUGUUGUUGAAUGAUAAUGCUUUUCUGAAAUGCUUGACUGUUUAAUUUAAAUUCCAUUAAAAUAAAAUUAAUUGUGUUUCACCUGGUCCUUCAUGUUUUCUUUCAAGAAUUGUACCCAUCUUACAAAUUCUGCCUGGGUAAUCAAACAUGAGCACAACUGUGUGUUUUCCCAUUUACUGAAUAAAAGUAGGGCUGUGAAUUUCAAAAUAAGAGUAAGUAAAAAGGAUUACGUGUUCAAAUAACAUGCUUAACUGAUUAAUUCUUUGAAAAAACUAACUAACUUGGGGUGCGUAUUAUACAUGGGUGUGCAUUAUACACGAGAAAUUACGGUACUUUUUGAACAUGUAAAAAAAACCAAAUUCAAUGAGUUUCUGAUUUCCUCCAAUAAAUCAUGUUGUAAUGAUCA
Messenger RNA from Phyllopteryx taeniolatus (common seadragon), 2951 nucleotides. RefSeq lists its product as uncharacterized. The record is from RefSeq and is a predicted model, not a curated record. The coding region runs from base 200 to 2170 and encodes 656 amino acids. Gene Ontology annotation, cellular component: nuclear envelope. The transcript has 12 exons. Gene Ontology annotation, molecular function: zinc ion binding; nuclear export signal receptor activity. Lineage: Eukaryota; Metazoa; Chordata; Actinopteri; Syngnathiformes; Syngnathidae.